Gadus chalcogrammus (walleye pollock) is the source of this 4688-nucleotide messenger RNA. RefSeq names its product LysM, putative peptidoglycan-binding, domain containing 4 (gene lysmd4). The coding region runs from base 302 to 1159 and encodes 285 amino acids. The transcript is spliced from 3 exons. The record is from RefSeq and is a predicted model, not a curated record. NCBI's taxonomy places the organism in Eukaryota, Metazoa, Chordata, Actinopteri, Gadiformes, Gadidae.
AGUAUCAUGCAUCGUUCGCAGGACUAAUAUGAUACUUUAAAAAAGGAUUUACACUGUUGGUUAGCUACCAUAGCUGUCUCUCUGACAUGAUCGCCAGCCCAGGUGUUGCCAGAUUACGACAGAUUUCCCGCCCAAUCUGGCAACACUCUCAGCAACGCGCUGCAGCCAGUGUUGCCACCAAGAUUGGGCGGGAAAUCUGUCCUAUCUGGCAACACAGUGCUUGAGGUUAGUAUACUAGGGGAGUUGGAGGAAGGGGUUUGGUGUCUCAUCUGUUGGUCUCAACUGGCUAUAGGUUUGAAGGAUGCGGCGGGUUGAGCCUGCUGCCCAAGCCUUCCAGGCCCCCGUAGACGUCCACGCCAGCGCCGACGGCCAGGUGUACAUGUUCAGGAGACAGCGAGCAGAGCCCGACUCCUCAGAGGAGGAGCAGUGCGAGGACCUGAACGUCAUUGAGCUCAGCCCUCUGGUCCACUCUGAGCAGGACCGACUGGACCGCGUUCAGCUGCUGGAGCGAGAGCUGCAGGAGGGGGACAAUCUCAACAAGCUGGCGCUGCAAUACGGUGUAAAGGUGGCUGACAUCAAGCGUGUGAACGGCCUUUUCCACGAUCAAGAUUUGUUCGCUUUGAAAUCCAUCAAGAUCCCAGUUCCAAAGCACAGCUUCCUAACGGAGGCCUGCACAGACCUGAGCGGCCCUCAGAGAGCAACCCAGAGUCCUCCGCCCGCAGCCUCACCGCCCCAUCAGGACGGCAAGGCCCGGGCUUCACCCCGUCUACAGGAGGUCUCGGACUUCUUCAAAGACGUGGACCACGACAUCGAGAAGCUGAUCCAGAGCAGCGACCACCGCGGGGACAUUUUCCCCCAUCCCGCGUCGGAUCUGUCUGCGAGGUCGGGGGUCGGCGGGCGGCGCGUGGCGGCGGCGGGCCAGGGCGGGGCCUGGGGCCUCCAGUGGUGGAACCUGGUGGUCGCCAUGCUGCUGAUCGGUGUCGUCCUGCCCAUCUUCUACGCUGUUUAUCUAAAGACCAAAGCAAGCGGUGAGGGACACGAGACGAGCGGCGUGGCGAACAUGUCCGCGGGAAGCACCGGGUCUGGUCUCGGGGUCACGGGGUCCACUCUCGGGGCCACGGUCCAGUCUCGGGGACACUGGUCUCCCUUGGUCUCUUAGGAGGAAGGGUAACGUGGCUGUAGCUAGGGAUGGGGCCUCGAAACGUGGUAUUAUACCAGCAGCGGAGUAUAAACUACUAAAGAUCGUGGUAAUCGAUAAGCUCAGACGUUAUCGGUUCUGCUCUCGGUUCUCAAGAUAUUAAGAAAAUAGAUUAUUGAUUUUUUUCUCAACAACUCUGUUUCUAUUAGGCAUUAUGAUUUAAACAUUUGUCUAUGAUGCAUUUUUUCUUUUCCCAAUCCAAAAGAGAUCUCUCUCUCGGAGCACCUGUUUGAGCCAGGACGGGGCAGCUAGCCUGUAGCUUGUCGCUACACACAACAACAACCUGUGGCACGCACACUAACACGCAAACAGAAGACAAUGAGGGAAAUAAGUCUUUUCAGGUAAGAGCGUAAAACACAAGCAAUAUGCAGAACAUUUAGUGAAAGUUUCCCUCGUACAGGCAGAGAAAUGCAGUUUUAAAAAUGAGUUAAAUUAAUGAUGCAUUAAUGAUUAAUCAUAAUUAGCACGAUUAUUGUUUAUCUAUGGUGGCAUUCAUCACUUAUAUCUGAAGUGCUCAAACUAUUAAUACGGCACAGUUAAAUACAGUCAAUAGAAAAUCCUGCAUUAUAUUUAUUAGUGUUAAAUUUCGAUCCGAAACAACGGGUUAGGUUAUUUAUUGUUGUCAUGUGACAUUAACAGCACAAUGUACCUACAUUUACAUCUUGAAGUUGGAUUUUGUAAAUUGUAUCUAACGCUGAAUAGUUUGAUUAAUCAUAUUUUUUCUAUUAUAUUUUGAGAAUAAAUUCGAUGACUCAGUCAAAAAAAUAACCGAUAUGAGUACCGUUAAAGUACCGCAUCGAUGAGCAGUAUCGAUAAGAGUCGUAGUACCGUUAAACCCGUGCCGAUAUAGAGGUAGAGAAGCUCCUCCAGAGACGGACACUACCAGUGCAUUACCAGCGUGUGCGUUCAGUCAGUGACACAAGGGGUCAAGAUGAGAUGACUUAUGGAAGGAAGCUAUCACUGCCUCACCGUGUCUUGCGUCUCAAUGGGUCUGUGUCGAUCAUGGUGUGUUGGCAGCCUGUUGCUGCAACAAUAAGCUACUGACGUGUUUUUGAAUGUAUGUUUUACAGUUGCAAUAUUUGUGCCUUACGGAUUUUUCAUACUGUACUUUUCUGCACUGCCAACUGUGUCUUGUUUUAACAAAGUACAUGCAAAUUUGUCCUUGCAAGUGAUUUAAGAAUUAAAUAGGAUAAGCAUAACAUUUCGUAACAAUUAAUGAAUGUAUUUGGGUGCGGAUGGGGAGCCAUGUUUUUUAAAGUGCCUUAAACCUUUUAAACACAUAUUUAAAUAAUUGUAUUAAUAAGAAGGGUAUAAUUUACUAAUACUUUUAAUUUUUGCAAUAUUAAUGUAAUCUAAUAUUACUCACCUGAAGUACUGUACAUUUUUAAUUGGAAUUUAAUUAAUAUUUAUUUAUGAGUUGUAUAUUUUUUUUACCUUUUUGUUCUUUCAUUGUUUUGUUUUUUUCAGCAAGUGGCACUUUUAUCAUAAUCUUUACAGUGCCACUACUCGCCAUUAGAUGGCAGCAAAUACAUUGCAGGUAACAGUUUUAGCUGGACAUCGCAUCGAUAGGCAUAAAGCCCCGUGCCCACUACAUGCGUCCGUCGACUGAUCCCCAUUGACUUUCAAUGGGGACGGACGCGCAAUGCAUUGUGGAUCCGUCCGUUCCGUUGGAGCCGUCGGCUCAGUCAUGGCUCAGUCAAAAAGUUGAAAAAUUUUCAACUUUUUCGGCAGUGACGGAUCCGUCAUCCAAUCAGAUCACGUAUGCAAAUGUAAGCACUGUGACGCGACUCGGGCUCUGACGAUACUGGAAAGCGGGAAAGCGGGUCAUCUUGCAUCGCAACAAGCAGGAAGUAGCGGGAAGAACCCGGCAAAGCGAUUUGAUUGGCUGAGGGAUGCCUCUGCAAAGACUACUCCCCCAUCAGUCAGCCACGCCUUCCCACAUCAGUCAACGGACGCAUGUAGUGGGCACGGGGCAUACAUCAAAUCUGAAGAUUGAGAUCAAACCACCCAUCAUAGAUUGUGAAUGAUAUCUUGAAAAAUACAGGUGGCUUAUUAAAGGUUUAGUUCUUUGUAGCAAAGGUCCAUUUGUAACACAGCCCCUAAGGGCUGCCACUUAGUUGACGUGAUGAAUUGAGCAGGUGGCUUAUAAAAGUUGUGUCCUUUUGUAGCAAAGGUCCAUUGCUACACACCAUUUAGAUGUCUGCAAUACUUUCUCAAUAUGCAACAGGUACGCAGCCUCACUCAGCCGCAGAGUCCAAUCAGUAUGACUUGGUUCAUGUAAGGCUGCUAAAUCAGCCAUCCACCACGCACACUCUGCACACUUUUCAAUUUACUAUAUUUUGAUGAUCACAAUCAAAAGCAAGGACAAUCCCUUGAGUGACUGAAGACGUGUUGAAUACGCCGACCAGUGUCAUGUGCUUGGAUAUAAUAAAUGGGUUCCUCUUGUUUUUGACAUAUUCUUAGAUUUGGAUGUUGCUUUAGUCUAUCAUUGUUAUUAAUGAGACUGAUAUAACAACACGUGUAAACUUAAUUAUAGUACAAAGAAACUAAAACAUACCUUAAAGAACAAAAUCUGGAUGUUUAAACAAAGGCGUUAGUUCGGUAUCCAGAUUUUGCAUUUGUACUUGUUAGCAGUGCUUGGGAGUGCAAACCAGAGGCGUGUUUCUAAACAGACGUGUCAGGCCCGGAUGAUCAGGUGGUUUGUUGAAAGAAGCCAGCAGCAUAUCUCCUGGCUCCUUCCAGAAACCACCAACACCAGCGCCCCCCUCCCCCCUACACAUCUCUCUCUGUAGAGGGGCACUCUGUAACGGAGGGUUAUAAACAGCCCUGUACCUGGCAGAGCGGGCGUUGGCGAGGCUCAGCCGAGGUAUGUGUGCACAGGGUUAAAACCUCGCUUAACUCUGCAUUAGCUGAUGCCCCCACGCACCAACUCGGCGUCCGAUCCCUCAAAGACUGAUGCAAUCCACAUUCUUGUUGAAAUAAAAUAAAUGCUUUGCAUUGUUAACUACUAACAGAAUGACUGUCAGGAAGAUGUAGGGCAGAAGGUAUGGUUUAGAUCAGGGGUCUCAAACUCGCGGCCCGGGGUCCAAUUGAGGCCCGUGGGAUGAUAUUUUGUGGCCCCCUACUUGACAUCAAAGUUUAGUGUUAGUGCGGCCCGCGCGUUGUUUUCAAACGCACAGAGUGGCUUGCCACGCUUUUUUAUCACUUGUGAUAGGGUGACCAGAUGUCCCGGUUUAGCCAGGACAGUCCCAAUUUUGAGUUGCGUGUCCUGAGUCCCAACAAAAGCCAAAGGACGCUAAAAUGUCCCGGUUUCCACCAACCACUAUGAAAUGUCCCCUGUUCUCAGCGAUUACAUAGCCAACGUGAUCUAAUUAUAGCCCAAUCAUUAACUUUGAUUGGGUCAGUUGUGCUCCUUUUUUUUGUGGAAUACUUGAUGCGGCCCAGCCUGACCCAGACUCUACCUCCAGCGGCCCCCAGGUAAGUUGAGUUU